Molecule: messenger RNA, 1066 nt
Organism: Umbelopsis ramanniana AG
Lineage: Eukaryota; Fungi; Mucoromycota; Umbelopsidomycetes; Umbelopsidales; Umbelopsidaceae
Exons: 1
Coding region: 169-924 (251 amino acids)
Source: RefSeq, a predicted model, not a curated record
GUUUAAAACAAUUACGUUAUAGACUUGUGUUUUUUGACAUAUGUAUGCUCUUACAUAGUUCAAGAUCUCUCCAUUUUGGUACCCCACGAUAAGCCAUUCGCCACUCUACCGCCAUUUUCAACCAUCAACCGAGCCGUUCUUCCCUCGACAUUUUACACCAACCGCAGUAUGGCAUUGACUGAUGAUAUGGUUCAAGACAAGUAUCAUAUUCGGCCUGCAUUUAUUUGGGACUACGGUGCGUACCCAUCACUUGGGGUCAACCUCCCAAGCCAAUUUUACACUCCCCAAGAUCUCGCUCACGUCUUUCCCGUUUACGGUGAUGACCGUGGCGAAGCUUACAUGAAAAGUAUGUGGGACUUUGUAGGUGGAAUGUUUGGCGAGGAGCCGGACGACUCGUCUGCUCGUGAUAGUGCUGUCGAUACGCUAUGUGGCUAUGUCAAUGAGAAAUUACAAAAACUGACGAGAGGAGCCUGGGACGCUGUUCAACUGACAAUGAAGCCCGACCCUCCCUUGGAUGGAAUCAACACCACUGUCCAAACUGAAUUUGGCGUCAUCGAUGUACCACAAGCUAUCAAACAAUCUCGAUUAGCCGUGCAAAGACAAAAGGAACCAGAAGAACUGUUCAAAUUGAUUUCUGGAAAGGUGGAUAUCACCGAACUGGAGAACUUGGAACCAAAGGCAAAAGCUGACGCGUUGGCACUUGGAAGUAACAUAUCGGAAAGUUUGGAACAAAGCGCUAAACUCAUUGCAGAGUUGCUGGAGCAAGACAACGCUGAAGAUGAUACCAAACGAAACCUGUUGCAUGCCAAGCUCAUCGAGAUUAGCAAAGCCCUUCCAUUGACUGAAGCAAAAAUGGCUGAACAGUCUAAUAACUCGCCCAUAACGACCAACGCUACUACUGCCGCCACAACAAGUACAGCUUAGAAUCCAAAUAAUCAAUACCUUGUUAAAUAGAUACAUUUUUACUAUAUGUUCUUUGUUAUAUAGCACUUUCCUUCUUCUCCUUUUGCCUUUAAUUUUGGCUCUUCUCACAGGGUUAUCCUUGAAUACAAUGUGGUCCUGUACA